This is a messenger RNA of Didymella exigua CBS 183.55, 720 nucleotides long. RefSeq lists its product as uncharacterized. The coding region runs from base 1 to 720 and encodes 239 amino acids. The transcript has 2 exons. Lineage: Eukaryota; Fungi; Ascomycota; Dothideomycetes; Pleosporales; Didymellaceae. The record is from RefSeq and is a predicted model, not a curated record.
AUGCUUUUCUCCACUAUCCUCGCCGCCGGGCUUGCUCAGGCCAUGACCGCUUCCGCUGCCACUAUGAUGGUCACCGUCGCGGCAAACAACAAGUUCCAGUUCACUCCCAACUCGGUCACCGCCCAGCCCGGAGACAUGGUCGCCUUCAACUUUGUUGCUCAAAACCACUCCGUCGCUUCAUCGACUGCCAAUAACCCUUGCCGGCCUGAGCAGAACGCGAUCUUCUCCGACUUCCAGCCCAUCCCCGGAAACCCCAACGGUUCCCCUAACGGCGCUGUCACUGCUGCAGCCAAGGGAAAGGGAAAAGGGAAGAACAAGGGCCGCCAAGCCGGCAAUACGCCCAUGUUCAUGGUUCCUAUAACCGACAACGCUCCCAUCUACAUUUACUGUUCGCAGGCUCAGCAUUGCCAGCAAGGCAUGGUCAUGGUCAUCAACCCUCCCAACGGCAACGCUGUCACUCAGUACCAGAAUAAGGCUGCUCAGGCUAAUAACAACGUUUCUCCCCGCGGCGGCAUGUCCGGUGGCUCCAUCACCAAUAACAACGCUGGGACCAACCCCAAGAACGUCCUCGGUGCCCAAGCUGGUGAUGCCGCUACUGCUGCGACCACACAGGCCAAAGGCAAAGGCAAAGGCAAAGGCAAAGGCGGCAAAAAUGCCGGUGGGGCUGCUGCGGCUGGCGUUGCUGCUCUUCUCGGUAAAGCCAAGGGCAAGGGUAACUAG